AAUUAAUACGACGAGUUUCAGCGGAACAGAUGAGGUUUAGAGACUUUUGUCAAAAGCGCAUGGAUGAGGAUGAUAACCGCUCCAGGACGAUAGGACAACAACUGAGCGAAGAAAACCCGUUCAGUCUUUAGUCUAGGCUGCAACUGGACAGAGAUCUUAGGUUUAUGUUGAUACGGUCAUCCAUUCUUCUUUAAUCUCAGUGCUUUAAGCUGAUUUAUGUUCGAUCCGCUGCCCAAGCGCGCAGUUCAAGUGCGUCUCGAUGCGCGUAAUUAUUUUACUCAAUCGGAGUAUUGAAGGGUUCGGUCCAGUGCGUGGUGUCCAUCCGAACUGGCUGACAAAUUCAGAUUAACAAUUGGACAUCUGAAUAUAUUUUUCCUGUAACAUCUCAAUAAAUGGGUAACCUGGAUAAUAGUUCUCUAAGGGAUUGUGCAUUCUGUUAAACUCAUACCGCACCACUUGUUUUGAAAUCGGUACAUCUUAAACAAGACCAUAAUGAUUUUAAAAUUGGUUCUUCCACUGAUGUCCAUCGUUUUGACACGAGGUGUUCAUGGUCAAAUGGUCCAGAUGGACAGCAUUAAGUCAGGAUUUGUGGGCUCACAGGUAGAGCUACGCUGUCAGUUUGUCAACAGCAACCCACCUGUAAAAAUCUCACAGGUCACCUGGCAGAAGCUUGUCAAUGGCACCAAGCAGAACGUCGCCAUUGCCAAUCCAGCCCUGGGGGUGUCGGUACUGAGCCCCUUCAAAGAGCGUGUGCGUUUCAAGAACCCCGCCGUCCGCCAGCGCACACCUUCCCUGGAGGACACCACCAUAGUCUUCAACAAACUAAAACUGUCGGAUGAAUCCACCUACAUCUGCGAGUACACAACCUUCCCAGCUGGCAACAGGGAGAACAUGGUUAAUCUCACUGUUUAUGCUCGUCCUAUAAUCCAGAUGAGUCUGUCCACACCCUCCAUAGUAGCGGGAACCAAAGAUCUGAAGAUGACUGUUUCCACGUGCGUUUCUGCCAAUGGGAAGCCACCCAGUGUGAUCACAUGGGAAACUGAUUUAGAUGGAGAAUCCAACACCCAGGAGAUUCGCAACCCUGAUGGGACUGUCACUGUGCGCAGUGAUUACUUGGUGGUUCCCAGUCGAGAAAUACACCAACAGUUGCUCACCUGCAUCUCCACAUAUAAUGACGAACAAUACACAGACAGUGUGAUGCUCAACAUUCAGUAUGAACCAGAGGUGAUAAUAGAGGGCUUCAAUGGGAACUGGUAUUUGAACAGAGAAAACGUUCAGCUCACCUGCUUGGCUGAUGCCAACCCACCUGUCUCUUUGUUUCAGUGGAGAUACUUGAAUGGAACUAUGCCGAGUACAGCAGAGCUUCGCGAUGAUGUGCUGAUCUUUAAAGGUCCCGUAACUUAUGACAUCGCAGGCACAUACAUCUGUGACGCCAGCAACAGCAUUGGGACAGGCUCUGCGUCUGCUGAGGUCAUUGUCACAGAAUUCCCUAGCCACCCACACGAAGUGUCUCAGGAGCCACAGCAAGCAGGUGCCAUCAUUGGUGGAGCUGUUGUUUGUGGCACAGUGCUGUUGACCGCCAUUACGCUCAUGGUAGUGUUUUGCUAUCGCCGGAGAUGCAUGUUUAAAGGAGAUUACAGUACCAAGAAGCAAAUCCUUGGAAAUGGUUACAGCAUGGCUGGCAGCAUGCCAUCACACCCCUCGCUACCUCACAGUCUGACCUUCUCCGAAGACUCAGAUGAAGAGAAGAAGAUGGAAAUUUACAGAGGCUCCAGUAUCUUAGGAAGAAGCAGUCAGGAGUUCCACAGCUGCCAUGACAGCAGGAUGAAGGCCUACCACACAGGACUGAUCGAGGACCAUGAGAGAUGCGGACGUAGCGAGCAGACUUACAUUUAUGAUUAUGGAUCUGAGGUGGAGGUCUCAGUGGACAUGAUUCCUCAGAUGGACGGCUCUGUCAUCUCUAAAGAAGAGUGGCUUUGGGAUCCAAACUGACAAUGGAUUUGAUUCACCUAGAGGACAUUGUUGACAUGAAAAUCCAAACUGAUGAUGGAUGUUUGGAGAUUGACCAAUGACUUUGCCUGAUAAAAUGUCUCUGUUUCAAAAUCUAGCGAGCUGUUUAUGGCAUCCAUCGAAUUAUGCAUAGUUAUUUGCAUAAUUAUGCUGCCUCUUGAAAUGCCUAAUUUUAGCCAAAUUCUAAAUAAUGCAUUUCAAUCUCUCACAUAGAAGACUGUCCCAUAAUACACUGCAGCAAGCUCAGAGGGAAAAAAACGAAACUAAGAUAGUGUCAUUUAAGUUUUAUUAUGCAAUUCUAAGUUGUAUUUCUUAAAAGUAGUGAUGUACAUCUUUCAAUGCAAUUAAUUACAUUACAUUACAUUAAUUUUACCAAAUAUUUGUUUAUGUUUAUGCCAGUAUUGUGCUGAGAGCUUAGCAACAGGCUAACUUCAAACUCUAGUCGAUUAAGUUGAUUGUGAUUUGUGUUCUUUAGUACGGAGUACUAAUUACUAAUUCUACAUAGGUUGGUGUUCUAAAUCAGUUAUUUUCCAUUAUGUUUUGGGAUGUUGGCUCACUAGGUUUUGUAACAGUGCUGUUAGUUUAGCAAUAUUCUAACUGUAUUGGAAUCAGUUGUGAACUCCGUUCUCCCCUGCUGUGACACACUUCUACAUGUGUUGGCAUCCCAAAUUGGUCACUGUUGUAUUGUUCAGUCAUUUUGUACCAGUGCUGUUAGCUUAGGAACAUGCUAACUUCAAACUAUAUUGACAUCAGUUGUGUGUUGUGUUCUGUGCUGAGUGUUUAUGCAUAUAGACUAUUGUGCUGUUUGCUUAGCAACAUGCUAACUUCAAACUUUAUUGAAAUCGAUUGUGAUUUGUGUUCUCUAGCACUAUUUACAUGGCACACCGAGUUUCUACAUAGGUUGGUGUCCUAAAUCAGUUAUUUUCCAUUACGUUUUGGGAUGUUGGCUCACUAGGUUUUGGAACAGAUGUAGCCAAAUAUCUCUAACAUAAUCUAGGCAUUUGUUUGGAAGAGAAUACAUGUCUUGACAGUGCCGUUAUAUUGAGAAAUAAUUUUUGCCUCGGGAUAGUGUUUACUUGAGAGCAGUUGAAACUUCACUAUAACUAUAAAUUGUGAAAGUCUUACACUGUGUGCAUAUUUUUGUGCAUGAUUCAUGGAAACAUUGCCUUGUUUUGUCAGAUAUUGUGUUUUUUUAUUGAAACAGAAUUUCUGGCUACUUUAAUCACAGGUUUCAUAAUACAGUACAAUAAACUGUACUUCCCUGCACUGCAGUAGUCAAAUACCACCUGUAAAGAAUAUGAACAUAGAUAAUCACGCAAAUAAUCAGUGACUGUAGCUUUCAAGAGUCAGUGAUUUACUGCAUGUCUCAGUGGCUGCAAUCUACAAUAUGAGUUCAUGUUUGAUAUUUGAAGUUAUUUAAGAUGAUAUAGGAACAUUGUAGGCUACUAUAUAAGUGCUUUUAAAAAUGCUAAAUAAUUUCAUUUUAGUGACACUGAGGAACAAACUGGGUGAAUGUUAUAUUGGUCUUUUGCAGGUGGUGUUCAGCUAAUGUACUUCCAUAUGAUGUGCUGUAAAAUUUGUAAUACAUUGUGUUUUAUGCUAAUUGGAAAGAUUUCUUUAUUUGUACAUUUCUUCUAGAAAGCAGCAAAAAGGUCAUUUUCACAACAAUGAUAGAAAUUGCCCUGUUGGUUCAGUAUAGUUUGUAAAACACAUAAUUUUGUUAACGUUGCUUAAUUUAUUCAGGAAACACUUGAUGUGUUUUUGUGUCCUUUAUGUGUUAAACUUGAUUAUGCUGCCAAGACCAACAUAUUCAGAUAUACAGUGUUUGUGUUUGCUGUUCUCCUGUUAUUUGUAUUUAUUGUGUUAAUAAGUCUUGUGAAUUCUCUGCUGAAAUAAAUUAAAAUGUAUAUCAAGUCAGUUAAGAUAGUCAAGAUAAAAUUUAAAGUUUUCUUUGUCUGAUUAUGAAUAAUGUUUUGCUUAUGAUAUAUCAGAAUCAAUAAAUGAACAAGCACAAUUUUCCAAGCAGAGCAAUUUAAGUGGUUCGUUUGGGGUCAUCU
Sinocyclocheilus grahami is the source of this 4067-nucleotide messenger RNA. RefSeq names its product nectin-1-like. Lineage: Eukaryota; Metazoa; Chordata; Actinopteri; Cypriniformes; Cyprinidae. The record is from RefSeq and is a predicted model, not a curated record. The transcript is spliced from 7 exons. The coding region runs from base 493 to 1992 and encodes 499 amino acids. Gene Ontology annotation, cellular component: adherens junction. Gene Ontology annotation, biological process: homophilic cell-cell adhesion; heterophilic cell-cell adhesion; protein localization to cell junction.